CUACGACGCCAUCAAACACAACAGUUCUCAAAGAUCGGGACGACGGCACGUGUUUGAAUGGCACCACAACCAAUGUCACCGUGAACUUUGACACGAACGUCACGAUGACGUGGAUCAGAUUCAGUGUUAAACGGCCUGGUUAGAGAGUUUUCAUCUUAACGCAAACUGAACUUGUCUACGUCGGGCUAUGUUAGUUUUGCCUGUGUUUACGUUUGGUUUUCCUAUGUUAGUCAGAGCUGUGUCUUUGGUUUUCUUUGCUAGUCAGAGCUUUGUCUACGUUUGCAUAUGCUAUUCAGAGCUGUGUCUACUUUUUACUUUACUAGUCAGAGAUGGGCCCACGUUUCCUUUUGCUAGUCAGAGCUGUGCCGAAGUUUUCCUUUGCUAGACAGAGUUGUGCCUACGUUUUUCGUUUGUUAGACAGAGUUGAGCCUACGUUUUUCGUUUGCUAGUAGAACUAUGUCUACGUUUUCCUAUUUAAGUCAGAGUUGUGUCUUUGUUUGUCUAGGCUAGUCAGAGCUGUGCCUAAGUUUUUCUAUGUUAGUCAGUGAUAUGUGUUUGUUUAUCUAUCCUAGUCAGAGAUGAGUCCACGUUCCUCUAUGUUGGUCAGAGAGGUGUUUUUGUUUAUCUAUGCUAGACAGAGCUGUGUACGUUUUCCUUUGUUAGUCAGAGCUUUGUCUUCGUUGACCUAUGUUAGUCAGAGCUGUGUCUUUGUUUAUAAAUGCUGGUCAGAGCUGUGUCUACAUUUGCCUUUGUUAGGGAAGGAAAUAAGGUAAAGAUUACCUACAACCCAUAAUCCAUUCCCAGUGCAGCAAAACAGCCAUUUUAAGAGCUUUUAAAAUAAUGGCAAAACUACAAUAAUCACACGAAUUACUGAUUAUUAAAAAAUAUUAAUAUAUAAAAUUAACAUACUGUGGAAAUUUGAUGUUUAAAUAAUUUUCAACAGAGCUAAGAAAUAAUGUAACAAUGCUGUUGAAUGGUUCCCAAAACGUGCUGAUUGACUGCAAGAAAAUUGUUUUCAUCGACCAACGGACAGUGGAUGUUUUCUGUGAUUCAAAUGUGAUAGCUCGUCAGAUUACGUUGCUAGGAUCAGGAGUAGGCUCCCUGUGCUCUCUUUACUUCAGUGGAGGUAGGUGGUACUAGGAUCUAACUUUUAUUGAAAAAAAAGGAUUUUCGUCCUGUUAAUCUUUAAACACAUGUUUAACUUAUAUUUUAUAGGAAAUAUUGGAACAAGAAGCGUUUAGCUGGACACGAAGUUAUUAUGAUUAUUAUUACUUGUCUUACGUAGCGCGGAAUAUUUAUGUACAUUUAUAUAAUAAAGAACAGCUGUUUAACAGAAAAACAACAACAAACGCAUAUACGAAAUUUCUGUGCAAUUAUAUAGUCCCCAUUAUUACAUUAUAUAUAGAGUAUUACAUUAUUGGUCCAAAGAGAAUUAAUUGCGUUCCUUAACUGAUGGAAUUCAUUUAAAAAUCAUGAUUAAUUUAUGUUUAAAUUGUAAAAAAAAUAUAAAAAAUUCAAAGCGGUAAUACAAAUUAAAAAGUGACAGAUGGAAUAUAAUAUGGCGUAAGGACAGUAUAAACUAUCCAAAUUAGGUCGAAAUGUAGCCUUGGGACGAAGCGCCUUGCAGUCUACCACGUACACUGAAGAAGCAGCUGCGAGAGCUAGCAAUGCUGUAGACGGUAACACAGAUGGACGGUUCUCAUCAGGUAGUUGCACCCACACAGGAGUAAACGAUCCCUCGCCAAAUUGGAAUGUGACGUUCUCCAAAAUGCAGCGCAUCCAUAAAUAUGUCAUUUACAACAGAGAUUCACGUAAGAUGUUGAAAUAUUUAUUUUUCAUUUAUUUAUUAAAAUUUAAAGAAAAAAAAACUUGAAAAAUUAUAUAAAGUAAAGGAAUAACCAGUCAAAGUUUUCUCUACGUUUAAAACGUCAAUCCUUAAACACUUGUUUUAUAUAUUUUUCCUAUAAAUUCUUCAUAGAAUGUGAUGUCGAACAAUGAAUGAUAGGGCUGAACAUUUCACAAAUUAUGUGACGAGUAUCACAAUUUAUGAAAAUCCCAAUUAUUUGAUCCCUCUCCUCCCGCCCACAAGGCUUGCAACCACACCAUUUUUUUCACGCAACUGAACUAUAUUACUAUUCUAAUGACCCACCCACUUGAACACCGCAUACAUUUUUUCAACAGUUAUUUUAAAAAAAAAACACUAGCGACAGUUAUUUUUAAAAACAAUCUCAUUUCGCGCUGUCAUCAUAUUUACUUCACCUAACCAUUAAAAAAUACGAAAACACGAAUUAAUUAUUUAUUUUGUGUGUGUGUGUGGGGGGGGGUGGGUUGUUGUCUAUAGCUGAAAAUUUAAUAGACUAUUUAGUCCUCGGCAACAAAUCCAUAAUCCAUGUGCCAAGUUUCAGCUCGAUGGGUUGACUGAAAGUGGCUAAAAACAAGUCAGCUUUUAAUGUGUGCAAAGGGCGGAAUGGGCAUCCUAUUUAAGAUUCCAGAAACUCCUUACUUUCAGAUGGUACCACAGUUCAUAAAUAAAUGACUAAGUCCACAGAAGUGUCGGGUUGAUAAGUUAAGCUUAGAAUAUAUAAUUAUAAAUUGGAAUGAAACGAUUAUUUGUCAGCUCCAAAAUUUGUCAAAAGUUAGAUAAACUCAUAGACAGACUGGCGGACGGAAGAAAUGAAUAACACAGUGAUUAACAUGAUUUUUAAAAAAAAUUAUUUCUUUCAGUCCAAGAUCGUCUCAUAGACUUUAAUGUGUCAAGUUUUAGCACAAACGAUACUUCUGUAUUCGAUUACACCUUUCAAAAACCAAGCAGAUCUGUGUAUACAGUGAUUGCCAUGCCACACGAUGUUUCAUUUGUGAAAAUAUACACGAGCUCCAGAGACAAGAUCCUAACAUUGUGUGAAGUGGAGAUGUAUGGAGGUAUUUUUUGUUGAUACAUGGAGAUGUUUGGAGAUAUUUUAUGUCGAUACACGGAGAUUGUGGCAGCAUUUUAUGUUGAUAAAAGGAGAUGUUUGGAGAUAGUUUAAGGUUGAUACAUGGAGAUUUUGUAUGUAUUUUAUUUUGAUAAAUGGAGAUGUUUGGAGGUAAUUUAUUUUGAAAAAGGAGAUUUUUGAUGUAUUUUAUAUUGAUAAAUGGAGAUGAUUGGAGGUAAAGGAUUUUGUUAUGCAGAGAUAUAUGCAGAAAUGUUAUGGUGAUAAAUUGAGAUUUUUGGGAGUAUUUUAUAUUGAUAAAUGCAGACGUUUGUAAGUAUUUUAUAUUGAUAAAUGCAUAUGCCCGUAAGUAUAUUAUGUGGUAAUGUAGUGCUACAUGAGGUUAAUUGUGUAGUCAAAUUGAAAUGUUUGGGGAUAAAUUACGUUGUUAAAUGAAGGCGUAUUGUAUUUAAACCUGUGGUAAUGUGUUGAUUUGUGGAGGUACAUUAUGUUUUUAAUGUUGAUAUAUGGAGGUAAAAUAAUGUAUACCAUGCAUGCUAGUAAGACUAUUUUUUUGUUGUUUUUUUCAUUGAGGAUUAUGUAUCAUAUAAUGCAAGUUAUAAGUAGCGUUGCUAUUGAAAUAAGUUCAAAUUAACGCGAAUGUUGUAAAGUAGCUUUAAUGGGAUUUGAUGCAAGGUCAAGUAAUUGGGAGAGGAAACGUUAACAAGAAAAGUAUGCACUCCUUAAAAUACUUUUUUAAACAAAAAAGUAUAAUUUAUCAUGGAGAAUCAGACAGAAAUGAAUAAUUUUUAAAAUUCAUGAAUAAUUUCUGAUUCUAACUUUUGAUAGGAAAAAGAAAAUACAUAUUUAACAAUGCAGAAAAAGGGUUAAAUAUAUCCUAGCAACGAUAAGCAUCUAUCCGAAAUGCGGCAUUGUUUUGCUUUUAAUUUAUUUCCCUCGGAGAAAACACAAAUCCAAUUUUACUUGGAAAAUCUGUAUUAAAUUUGUAAUUAAAUGUCAUUGUCUUUUCGAAAAAAAAACCCCACACUAACGUAUUAUGGACACUAAAUUUUGUUUUCUAAAGUAAAAUGGAUAAAUGUUUUCUAAUUGUUAAAGAAAAUGAAUUAGGCGUUGGACUUAAAGCUAUUAUGCUUCACUAUAAAUCGAAUAAUCAUUUGUGUUGAGCUGUAGAAUCAUUUUUACAUUAACUAGCCUCGACGUUUUAUCAUUAAUGUAAAUUAAAAGAACAAUCUACCCCCAGAAACGGUGUGUGACCACAACAAAUACGGCCUCGGGUGUAACAAGUCAUGUAACUGUGAGAAUAAAACAGAGACGUGUCGUGUGGCUACUGGAGGGUGUCCGUCUGGCUGUGCUGCCGGCUUCUACGGGGAAGAUUGUCAAACCAGUAAGUAGAAAUUAAAGCCUACAUAUUAUACGUCCAUAGUACUAUUAAAGAUAGUUUCUUUGUAUGUCAAAAAUGUGUCGUAACUACUGUGAUCUUUGAUGUCAAAUUACUGUAACACAAAUCAUUUGAUAGUUCACCUUACAUGAAAUGGGGUUUACUAGUUGGAAACAACGGCAGAUUGGAUCUGUCUUUUUUUUUUUGCUCUUGUGACAAAGGAAAUGAAAAUUACAGUUAACCAGACAACUAGAAGCAUACAAAUUUGGAGGGAACAACACUAAUUUAGAGAGUUUCGUUAUGUGGAAUGUAAUCUAAAAAGAUUUUUAUUUCAUUGGCUUAAUAAGAUAAGAUAAGAUACGAUUGGAUAUUGGAUAUGAUAAGAUAAGAUGAUUUUAUUACUCCAGUUACAUGGAAAGAUGGUGUGUUUUUUUAAAAAACUUUGCACAAAUGUUUUCAGCCUUGAAUGUCUAGGUCCGAGUUUUUUUGUUGUUUAAUCAAAUUUGUCUGUAACAAAGCUUUUUCCUUCUUUCGGAUAUUGUUUCAAAUAUGGGAAUUAAUUUGAGUUGUGUUAGUUUGCAAGUAUAAGUUGGACUUGUGUUAGUUUGCAAGUAUCAGUUGGAGUUGUGUUAAUAUGCAAGUAUCAAUUUGAGUUGUGUUAGUUUGCAAGUAUAAGUUUGAGUUGUGUUAGUAUGCAAGUAUCAGUUGGAGUUGUGUUAGUUUGCAAGUAUCAGUUUGAGUUGUGUUAGUAUGCAAGUAUCAGUUGGAGUUGUGUUAGUUUGCAAGUAUCAGUUGGAGUUGUGUUAGUUUGCAAGUAUCAGUUGGAGUUGUGUUAGUUUGCAAGUAUCAGUUGUAAUUGUGAUAGUUUGCAAGUAUCAGUUGUAAUUGUGAUAGUUUGCAAGUAUAAGUUUGAGUUGUGUUAGUUUGCAAGUAUCAGUUUGAGUUGUGUUAGUUUGGCAAGUGUUAAUUUCGGUUGUUUACAGAAGUGUUAGAUGUGGAGGGCAGGGACGGGAAGCUAAAUGCAUGCAUUAAAUGGCACCUCCUGUUGAACUCAAAACAAGUGGUUACAAUGUUAAACUGGGGGGGGGGGAGAGAUACCUGGAUUUUGCGAAAAUAAUUUAACACACAGCCUGGACGCAAAAUGUACCAUAUUAAACUGGCUAUAUCAAACAGACUAAUGAAGAUUUCAUGAUGACCUCGGCUAUUAGCAAAUGACGAAAAGUGACUUUCCACAACAAAGUUUUAAAAAUAUAAUAUCCCACUCAAUUGCAUUACAAUAGAUUUCCCUCACUCAAAUUGUUUUAAUGGCACGAUUAUUAGAUAAAACAAAAGGGGUAGUAAACAAACCCCAAAAACAGAACAUUUUCGUAUUAAUAUUUUGUAGGCAUUUUGAUUGCACUCAAAGUCAUCCCCAUACAUAAAAAAAAAAACGGCACAAGUACAAAGCCCAGAAAAAAAAAUAAAGUACUGAUUUCUGUGCGUUGGGGUAGGGGUACUAUUUACAGUUUGAUAAAAUUGUUUUUAUGGGCAACGAGUCUAUAUGACAAAUUUCAGCACGAUUGAAUUACGGAAAAAGGGCAAUAAGCCUGCCUAAAUUUCGACUAAAAAGAAAUCCAUAAAAUCGAAGUUAAUGUAAUGGAAUUAAACAUGUGAACAGUUUAAAUUAGAAGUAAAUGCUUUCUUUGUGUACAGAUAAAAUGAUUGCUGCCUUGUUGUUGUUUUGUUUAUAUGUGUGUGUGCGUGUGUGUGUUAAUAUUGUAGCACAUCAUUCCCCUGUUUACAUACAGCAGUAAAACAAAGUACUAUAAAAUUAAUAUAAAGUAAUGCUAUUCUAUCUGCCCUCCAAACAGUGUCUUAUGGGCAUUUCCAAUGAAACUACUAUGUUACAUGGCUUUGAUAGAGUUUUCCUUAUGGGAGUCACAUUCCCUGAUUGAAAUGCAUGUUUGGAUACUUUUAAAAGAUAGGUCAAAGUAGAGGCAUCAGCUAAUGCAUUGACUUAUUUUAGUUUAGUGAAUACAUAAAUGCGAAAGACUGUUUGCUUUACCAGACUGAAACACGUAACACACUAUGUGUAACAUACCGUUUGUUUUUAUGUAUGAUGUCAUUAUUUGUGUGUGUCAAGAAGCAUACAUCUCAUCUUUAUGUGGACCAUUUAAAAGACAUAAAAUUAAGUUUCCAACUUGUAUGGUAUACACACAUGUAAAACCCCGAGUGGAUCGGACUCGUUUGCCUAGGAAGGCGACUCAUCUAAGAGAAGGCUAACUAUGAAUUCAAACCCGGCGCCGAAAUGAGCAAUACAUUGAUCGUGGGCCCCCAAUUAUGAAAAAAAACAAACGAGCUAACAAUAUGUACUACAUUUAAUUUUUUGUUCAACAUUUUUAUCAAUUAUUUAUAUAUGUUCCAUACAACAAGAAGCUUGUAUUUUCAGGUUGCCCGUCAUUACAAUGGGGCUUGGACUGCCUCAACACUUGCAGCGUCCACUGUGUCAAUCUCAAGUGCAACAGAACAAACGGCGUCUGUGACCUGGGCUGUGAGAUUGGCUUUGUUAAAGACAAAUGUGAUAACGGUCAGUAAUCAAAAAAAAAAUGUUGCUCUAUUAAAAAGAGUUGUAAUAUUCGGAAAAAAAUUAGCAGAAUUUAAUGUAUUUUUUUGUUCCAUUAGGUUAUUCGUAGAUUUAUUUAUUUUUUUUUUUAAACUAUGAUUUUAAAAAAAAAUCGGUAUCUCUGAUAUUUAUUUAACAGAUAUUUACUCAAGUUUACAUAUAAAUUUUCUUUAUCCUGUUCAAUAGGUUAAAAACAAAUACUAAACAUUUUUUUACCAUUUGCAUUCUUAUUUAGCUUUAAAUCUUCUAUCUGAAGAUGUAUGUAUUUACCAUUCAACCCUUGCGAUAUUGAUUAAGAAAUAGGAAAUACACAUUUUUAAAUCUUAACAGCAUGCUCUGGCUCCACAUGGGGUCAAAACUGCUCCAACAAGUGUAGUGAGAACUGUGUCAGAGGCACGUGCAGCAACAUUGACGGCCUCUGUACAUUCGGUUGUAACAGUGGGUACACGGGAGACGACUGUACACAACGUAUGUAUAAAAAAUUCCAACAGUUGCAGUUCUUUAUAGAUCGUAUUGGAAUACUGGUUACACUUCCUUUACAAUUUUAAUAUGACAUGAUUGGCAGCGUGGGUUUCUGGAUUGUUGUGCAUAAGGAAUGAGCAUAAUCCUCUAUUAGAUGUACAUUGUUGAAACAUUUGUCUACUGCGAAAAAUUGAAGAUGAGUUUGUCAAAUGUGUCAGAAUGGCAUCUUGUCAUUCUGUCAUCUGUCUAUCAUGUCAUCCAGUUAUCUUGUCAUCCUGUUAACUUGUCAUCAUGUCAUCUGGUUUUCAUGUCAUCUAGGCAUCCUGCAUCCUAUCAUCUGAUCAUCAUGUCUUCUUGUCAUUCUGUCAUCUGGUCAUCAGGUCAUAUUGUCAUCCCAUUUUCUGAUCCUCCUGUCCUAUAUUUAUCGUGUCAUCUGGUCAUUAUGUUUUCUUGUCACAUCGUCAUUCUUUCAUCUGGUCAUCCUGAUAUCCUGUCAUCCUGUUUUCCUGUCAUCUUGUCCUUUUGUGAUCGUGUCCUUCUGUCCCCUUGUUAUCUUUUCAUCUCGUCAUCUUUUCAAGCAUUUUAGAAAAUAUUUAAAUUAAUAUUAUUUCACGAGAAUCAUUUUAAGUAUAAUAUUGAUGUUUAUUAUGACACUGAUUGUAUUCUGGAUCAUUUUUGUAAUGUGUUCCAUUCUUAUAAAAACAAUCCCAAUGUUAUUUUGUGCAGAGUGCCCUGUCUUUAAAUGGGGCGACACAUGCAGAGAAGACUGCAGUACCAAUUGUGUCAAUCAAACGUGUGAUAACAGAAACGGAACUUGUGACAAUGGGUGUCAUGCUGGUUACAUGGGACACACCUGCUCUGACAGUAAGUAUAGCCCCAUCGUUUAAAGUUUGUUGAACAAAUUGGGGCGUAAGACGAAAAUUAUGUCGUCAAAAUUUUAAAAGUGAUGUAAUGAGUAACAUGUUAGAAAGUUAAGUAAUUAUUUCACUGAUGUUAUUAUGUUAUAAUAAGUUGCAUUUCAGACAAUUACUUACAAGGGACUUUAUGAAAGUGUUUUCAGUGACAUGUUUUUAAAAAAAAUAAUUGCGUAAAUUCUUUGAAACAAUCAUGAAUAAAUAAUUUGCCUUACAUGAUUUCUCUGGAUCAAUCAUUAUGACGUGAUUUCCUUUUAUCAAUCAUCAUUAUUUGUGUUUUAAAAAUAAAUAAAUGUGAUGAUGCCAAUAUUUUUUUUUGUAAUCAAUCAAUGAUUAAGUUUAUACGUAACUGUUUGGGGUUUUUGGUCUAAAAUUAGACCUAAUGUUUUAAUGAUGACUUAAUAAUAGACUUAACAUCCGUUUUUUUUAAUGAUAAUCUUUUUUUUUUUGUAAUCAAUCAAUGAUUAAGUUUAUACGUAACUGUUUGGGGUUUUUGGUCUAAAAUUAUACCUAAUGUUUUAAUGAUGACUUAAUAAUAGACUUAACAUCCGUUUUUUUUAAUGAUAAUCUUUUUUUUUAAUAAAGCUACUAUUGUCCUAAUUGUGUUCACUGUAACCGUAUCCUCAGGCUGUUCUUUAAAAACUUGGGGGGAAAAUUGUGUCAACCCUUGCAGUGACAAUUGUGUCAACAAGACGUGUGACAGAUUCAAUGGCAGCUGUGACUCUGGUUGUCAAGGUGGUUACACCGGGGACAGGUGUGAUGAAGGUAACAUUUUGUUGUCGUUGUUUUAG
This is a messenger RNA of Lymnaea stagnalis (great pond snail), 9077 nucleotides long. The record is from the annotation of a GenBank genome assembly. NCBI's taxonomy places the organism in Eukaryota, Metazoa, Mollusca, Gastropoda, Lymnaeidae.